This is a messenger RNA of Myotis myotis, 1526 nucleotides long. RefSeq names its product transmembrane protein 159 (gene LDAF1). The coding region runs from base 216 to 752 and encodes 178 amino acids. NCBI's taxonomy places the organism in Eukaryota, Metazoa, Chordata, Mammalia, Chiroptera, Vespertilionidae. The record is from RefSeq and is a predicted model, not a curated record. The transcript is spliced from 6 exons.
ACUCGCAGGUCGGGCGCGGGUACCGGGUGUGCGCUGCAGAGCCCCCUGCGGGGCAGGCGGGCGGCGGAGCCUGGGGCGGGGCUUGAGAAGGCCCUGGGGUGCCCGGCCCGCCGCCGCCGCCGGCAGUUUGGGGAGAAGUGACAGCAAGAGACAGGGCGACGAGGGAUUCGGCUGGUGGAAGAGUUAAUCCCUAAAAGACUAACGUGUGUUGCAGAAUGGCCAAAGAGGACAUCCCGAGUGCCUCAAAGGACUUGCAGGAGCUGCAGAGGAAGCUGUCUUUGCUCAUAGAAUCUGUCCAGAAUAACUCGAAGAAAAAAAGAAAAAUCAAUAGAAAAAUAUAUCCAUGGGUGGUUGCCUUCAUGAAGUCUCCAGUGGGCCAGUACCUGGACCGCCACCCUUUUGCGGCCCUCACCUUGCUGGUGUUUGUUGUAAUGUCGGCCGUUCCUGUUGGCUUCUUCCUGCUCCUCGUGGUUCUCACCUCCCUGGCUGCCCUGGUGGGCGUCAUGUUACUGGAAGGGCUGGUCAUCUCUGUGGGCGGCGUCGCGCUGCUCUGCGUCCUCUGUGUCCUGGUCUUCGUGUCACUCUCCGUGUCAGGGACAAUCAUCGUGUCCUACGUGGCAAUGUCCAGCCUCAUCAACUACUGGUUUUCUCCCAGCCCUGCUCUUUACAGAGGCCCUAGAGCUGACCAUUUGCUCUCGUCAUGGAACAGACCACUGACACAGAACCCCAGCGGCGACGCCAGCCGGCCGUGAAGUCUGCAGGCUGCAGGGGCCCUACCAGGAAUGCCGACGGCGGAUGGAGCCUGUUCCAGUCAUCUUUGGAGGGUUGUCGGAGCACACGUCGCUGGGAUCACGACGCAGAGGGCGCUAGGUCGUCAGCUCCUUGGGUGUGUCCUCUGCUGUGUCACUUGUUUGUAGGCCCUGCAGUGGCCCUGUGAGAACUGCCCUGCUCAGCAACUCGGCCACUCACCCCUUCUCCCCGUGAGGCAGACUUGCCUUUGGCAGUUUGAGCCCCUAGAGCCUGGCGCUGGGAUCCUAAGGUUGACUUGACCCAAGGAUCUUGUGUCCAAGGGCCCAUAUUGGGACAAAUGUGGAUUGUUUUUUAUCUGUUCCUUUUUUUUAGAAAUGGGAGGAGCUGUUUAUUUCUCCACUGGUUUGAAACAAGAGUGGGGGUGAGAAAUAUCCAAACCAGAGCAAGCUCUUCGGUGUUAUUAGCUUUUAUUCAGAAAGAACAGCAACAUUGGACAAUAAUGGACCCAAAGUUAGAACAGCCUUAAUUUUAUAGUCAAGAGCAUUUUUUCAGAAGUCUAAAGGAGUCGUAUCCACUGCUGACUCCUGUGAGUGCUUUUACUCUUGGCACUUGAUACUUUUGUAUUGUUUUAAAGAACUUGUCCUGUUAAGCCAUUUUUUAAAAAAGUUCUAUGAAAACGCUAAAGGACUACAGAAAUUUUUAAAAUUCUAUGGAAUUUCUACUUCAGUGGUUUAUUUGCUGUGGAUUUUAUUCAAUAAAUAUUUGUUUAGAUUUUC